CUUCACAUAGCUCGUUUGAAGCUAGGCUACAUCAAAACUACCACAGAAUUUGUUGUUGUUGUUGGAAAAAGGAUGUGAAACUACGUUUGGUUUGCUAAUUUAACAUACCAAUACUGACGGCUUGUGAAAACGAAGCCAGUUUUGAUAGACCCUUUCUUCAUUGCCGCUUUGUCCCAAGCUGAAAGGUGAGUAAAAUCAGUGCCAUGCCAUGCGAUGUGUAGGCUGAUGCUUCUUCCGCCCGUUUUGUUUACUUCUCGAGUGAAGUAAAAAUUGACCAAAGGUGGAGAUCGGCCGGCUGCUUCUUUGUAAAAUGCUGCAACAGUAAUAUGAAUGUCAUCAACUUUGCGAUGUAUUCUGCCAUAACGCUUACGUUGAUGUUUUUCUGAAGGCCAUCCUUGUAUGAGUGUCCUGCAGCCAGGUGUCUGCGAGUCCCCGCGCCAGUCUUGCUAACACAAUGGAGCGCGAGAUAAAUUCUAUUUUCCAGCAUGUUGAUGCAAGCCACAGACAAGCCUGCAGUGACGUUGAAAAUGCCAGUGAACUCAUCACAGAAGCAUUGCAGAUGAUUGCUGUUUACCAUAUUGAUACAAGUCAUAAACAAGCCUGGAGUGAGAAGGCCAGUCAAAUCAUCACUGAAACAUUGCAGCGCACAAUACUUCAGCGUGAGAUCCAGAGGAACACGUCUCUGCGUGUGUUAAUCCACCGUCUGGAAGAGAGGGUAACUGAAAAUGGAAGGAGCCAGGUAGCAUCAAGCCAGCAGCUGAGGCUCCAGGCGGAUGAUAUACAGAAACAACUGAGGCUCCAGGUGGAUGAUCUACAGAAACAACUGAGGGACAAAGACAAGUCAUUAACACAAGCCAAACAGAGGAUUGGUUUCUUGGAGAAGCAGCUGUUGAACCUGCAGCAGCGCCACCAGAAUAGUUCCAGGACGAUUCAGGAAGUGACUGAGUGGCUGCAGGAUGGGCAAAGCAAGCCCAAUGUUGUGGAAGAUGGUGGAACAUCAGAAAUGGCUCCAAACGCCAGCUCUGAGAUCAGCCAGCCCCCUCCAGAGUUACCAGCGUCCACAGCCAAGUCACUGAGAUUAUUAAAGCAAGUGGUCGACUGCCUUGCAGUACCAGAUCAGCAAAGAACGGUAGACGGCGAGACUGAAAAUGGUGGAAAAGAGAAACCCAUGACUGGGACAGGGGGAGCAUCGCAUCUGUCUUCAUCUGCUGUGCCCUCCACCAGCAGUCAGAAACCCACUCGGGGCACAGCAGUGACGCCUUUCCGUUGCGAACAAUGUGGGAAAUACUUCAAACGAGUCAAAUUCCUCAAGCGACACAUGGUCAUUCACACCGGAGAAAAGCCGUAUUCAUGCAACCGGUGCGGCAGACGUUUUCCUACGGAAGAGCAUCUCGAAAGCCACAAGCAGCUCAUGCACACGGAAGAAAGGUCAUACCGCUGCACACACUGCGGGAAAUUGUUCGCCAAGCCGCGGAACCUCGAACUGCACCUGCACACUCACACCGGGGAGAAGCCCUACAAAUGCACCCAGUGCGACAAAAGCUUUUCGCAGCCAGGUAACCUCAAAAUGCACCAGUUCACCCACAUGGAGGAGAAGAAGCCGCUGCGGUGCGACGAGUGCGGGAAACGCUUUGUGCACCCGGGGGGUCUCACGCGGCACCAGCUGAUUCACAAGAAGGAGAAGCCUCAUCGGUGUGACCAGUGUGACAUGCGCUUUACCCUGCCGACGCACCUCAAACGCCACAUGCUCGUUCACUCGGAGGAGAAGGGUCACCGCUGCAAAGAGUGUGGCAAGGCGUUUCUGCGGCUGGACUGCCUCCGUCGCCACCUGCAGACGCAGAGUCACACGACGGAGAUGCCUCACCGUUGUACGGAGUGCGGCAAAAGCUUCGCACAGUUGAGGAGUUUGAGGAGUCACCAGAAGAAGUAUCACGCAGAAUUGGACACUGAGGGCGACAGCAAGUGAAGCCUAGCCUGGUCCUGACCAUCCCAUAAUACUAUCAUUUCAUUUCGUAUUCAUGGUCUGGCAUUUGUUUGCUCUGACGCGAUUGUAGGAAGCAGGAAGUUUGCACUCAGUUAUGGUUUGAAAUUAUUGGACACCUCUCACCCAAUCGUUGGCAGUUACUCAACAACAACAUAGCGCAGACCAAUGGCUCUGGCGCAGAUGUGUACGUCAUUGUCACGAGCGUCCUCCCCCUUUCGCCCCCACGUGGGGGGCGUAUUCGCUUAUUGGUUGUUUUCUGGGGGGGCGUUGCGAUCAACAUUCUACUGCUCCAAGCACUCCACAGAGAAGCACGGCCAGACUACAGUAGUGGAGCCAAUCCUUUGGCGGAAGUACGUAGGAUGGCUCGCGAGGCUAAGUGAAGCCAUUUUCCAAGGGCACUUAUCCCACACUGUUCCAGGGGCUGUAACCAAUCAUCAUGAGGGUGGCACCUACUAGUGAUGGGCAGGGUGAGGCUUUGUGAAACUUUGAAACAGUUGAACCAGAGCCAUACAGAGAACAGAGUUACGCGAUUGGAGGACCAGGAAUUAAAUUGCAGCCCCGCCUUUCAACGAGAUAAGGUUGUGCCUAAAGCAGCUGUCUUCCCAUAGACUCAACAUAGAACCACCACAUUAAAAGCCAAAAAUAAGGACUAACGAACUAUACUGCGGGGUAAUCACCACAAAUAUGUAAACUAUCAACUGUCUCGGUGGUGAUAAUCACAACACUUUUAGCACCUGUGAUGUUUAUCUGAAGUUAUUACUACGAACAGCAAGUCUUGUCAUAUUCCCUGCAUUGCAUCGCAUUGCAUUUGCUGUGUGCUACGCCCACUACUAGGAACUAACAUUCGCAACGCUGAGCAGUACUGAGAAGCUAAAACAGCUAAUUUUGCUAAAGAGGAAGUCGGCCCUAGCACACAGCGGAGAUCGCCUGACUCUGUUCUCUGUAUGGCUCUGAGUUGAACCAAUCGCUUCAUGAAGCUCCG
This is a messenger RNA of Engraulis encrasicolus (European anchovy), 2966 nucleotides long. RefSeq names its product zinc finger and SCAN domain-containing protein 12-like. Gene Ontology annotation, cellular component: nucleus. The coding region runs from base 455 to 1966 and encodes 503 amino acids. Gene Ontology annotation, molecular function: RNA polymerase II transcription regulatory region sequence-specific DNA binding; DNA-binding transcription factor activity, RNA polymerase II-specific. Lineage: Eukaryota; Metazoa; Chordata; Actinopteri; Clupeiformes; Engraulidae. The record is from RefSeq and is a predicted model, not a curated record. The transcript is spliced from 8 exons. Gene Ontology annotation, biological process: embryo development; urogenital system development; regulation of transcription by RNA polymerase II.